Messenger RNA from Acanthosepion pharaonis, 900 nucleotides. Lineage: Eukaryota; Metazoa; Mollusca; Cephalopoda; Sepiida; Sepiidae. The record is from the annotation of a GenBank genome assembly.
AUGUGUAUAUUGCGCAUAUCUAUCACUAUCUAUCUAUCUCUAUCUUUCUUUCAUCUAAUCUAUCUAAAAUCUAUUCUAUCUGUCAAAAAAAAAGUUCUAUCUAUCUAUCUAUCUAUAUCUAUCUAUAUCUCAGUUUCUUACAUAUCUAUCUAUCUGUCUAUCUAUCUCAGUCUGUUCAUAUCUAUCUAUCUAUCUAUCUAUCUAUCUAUCUAUCUAUCUAUCUAUCUCACCAUAUCUAUCUAUCUAUCUAUCUAUCUAUCUAUCUAUCUAUCUAUCUAUCUCAAUUUCAAUCAUAUCUAUCUAUCUAUCUAUCUAUCUAUCUAUCUAUCAGUUUGUUCAUAUCUAUCUAUCUUCUAUCUAUCUAUCUAUCUAUCUUUCAUUCUCUAUCUAUCUAUGUUCAUCUCUGUCUCUAUAUCUCUAUCUCUUUUUUUUAUUCUGCUCACAAAUAGAAAACUCAACGCAUUUUGUUCAUCAUCUAUCUAUCUAUCUAUCUAUCUAUCUAUCUAUCUAUCUAUCUAUCAUGUUAUAUUCAUAUUUAUAUAUCUAUCUACCUGUCUGUCUGUCUAUCUAUCUACUUACCUAUUCUCUAAUAUGUUUUUACUUGGUCUUUUUAAACUGAGUGCUAUGGUUCCCUUUGCUCGCAGCGUUUACAUGCAUGCAAAGACUCGGAUACGUAAUUUAAAAUCUUUCAAUUUAAUCUAUCUAUCUAUCUAUCUAUCUAUCUAUCUAUCUAUCUGUUCAUUAUCUGUCUAUUCAUCGAUCUAUGUAGUAGUUCAUUACCUAACAGCUCAUUAUCUAUCUAUCCAUCUAUCUAUCAGUAUCUAUCUAUCUAUCUAUCUAUCUAUCUAUCUAUCUAUCUAUCUAUCAAAACCUGUUUAUAUCUAUCUAUCUAGUGUUUGA